Molecule: messenger RNA, 1124 nt
Organism: Durusdinium trenchii
Lineage: Eukaryota; Dinophyceae; Suessiales; Symbiodiniaceae
Source: the annotation of a GenBank genome assembly
CAAAGAUGGUGAUCCCUUUGUAGAAACCAGAAACCGCAGCAUAGGAGGACUUUGCCACCUGUAGUGAUGCCUGCAGCUUUCCAACGUGUCAUCAUGCCAUGUCGUCCUCUUCCUCCUACAGCAGUUCCUCCAGCGGGGCAGCUGGUACCUUAGUUCGUCCUUUCUUGGUGCCCGACGAUGCCCGACGGGAGCUGCGGAAGGCCCUCAAGGAGCACAGCUUGCCCCUGGAGCGGCGUCAUGGUUACGUGAGGCCCUGCCCUUUGCUGCCCUCUGGACGGCAAUGUAUUUUGAAGGACUUGGGGGAGUGUGGAGACACCAAGUGCGGCAACUAUCGGCUGGGAAAAUAUGCCGCUGUCCGGCCAGACUUCCUGCAGUUUUGCGUGGAACACAUCAAGCGCCAGCUUCACCAGCGUCAUGAGCUGGUUUACUGCUCGCUGGGCAGUGGCCAACUGCUGUUUGAUUGGGAGCUUUUGGAGCGACUCACUCAGAAAGAGAAGCUCCGCAUUCGGGCCAUCCACCUCAUCGAUACGGCGUACGGGGGUGAGAAGUUCCGCAAGAGCGCGGCCCGCGCGCAGCGCCUUUUUGCUGGUUGGUUCCAGGAGUGCGCUUGGGAGAAGGAUGGUCAAGGGCCCUGCCCUGUCAGGAGCUUCCUUUCAGCCAAGGAGUUUCAGCGCUGGAGCUCUCAGCAGGGCGAACAGGUGGACAUUUUGAUGGACUGUGAUGCGGUGAGCGCCCGAAAACCCAUCGACGUGGACCUGUUCCGCCAGAGUGUGCUCUCUGCGGGCGGCCUUUGCCUGGUGCUGUCGAACCCGGCCAAGCGGAUUUGCAUCCGGAAGUCGAAGAAGAGAAAGGACUUGAAGGAGUUGGUCCGCCAGAUCUAUCGAAAUGAGGUCUGGCAGGAACCGCGCGAGGACGCACAUGGGUCGAAGCGCCGGUCGAAGCGGUCCAGUGAGAAGCGCAGCGAACAACGCAGCGCACGCAGCCGGACCCGAGAACGUGAGAGGCACGCAGCAAAAGGCGAAGAAAACCUGUGGCAGGUUGGAGUCCUGCAGGAGUUUGCUGUUUUGGAGUUGCUGUAUGGGACUGUGCUGGUGCAGUGCAGUUUGGAGAGGUGGAAGGUUUGA